GAAGCAUAUAAUAAAGAUGAAAAAAAUAAAAGUGAUAUUAUUAUUGCUAUAAGUUCAAUACCUGAAAGUGAAAUACCAAAAGGAGAAUGUGGCGUUUCUUAUAAUGAUGGUUCUACAACAUCAAAUUUAAUUAGUCAUCUUGUACGAAUUCAUAAGGUAUAUAAACUAAAUGAGAAAAUAUAG
Molecule: messenger RNA, 183 nt
Organism: Funneliformis caledonium
Lineage: Eukaryota; Fungi; Glomeromycota; Glomeromycetes; Glomerales; Glomeraceae
Source: the annotation of a GenBank genome assembly